AUGGCAGCACCCCUUGUGAGCGACUCGAAAAGGGUCCUUCUGUUCAUGAUGAGGAAACUUUCCAUCUCAUUACAAACUAGAAAAAUUUACAAACUCAUAGUGACACUCCUGAUUUGUCUAUUCAUACCCCUCAUCAUCAUUCAAUCCCGCUAUUCUGAUAACGACAGUAUAAGAAGCAUCAAGUACAAAUAUAAUAGCCUUCAGAAUAUCAAGACUGUAGCACAGAAGAAGGACCUCCUCAACAUUGACCUUACAAAGACUCUCAGGUUUAAAGACUUCAAUCGUUCUCCCGUUCAUAUAGAGACUCUGGGUCAAAAAUAUACGGAAAAUCAACUCUUAGGUUACGUUUCCAAUUUGGAGAGUCAGGGUGGGAAGGACAGGGCAACUAUUGGGGAUUAUGAACGUGAAGCUACGUGUGAUACAUUGCAGUACAUAAACAAAGUCGAAUAUUCCAAAGAAACUAAAUAUUUACCUUUAGAUUUGGUUAGAGUUCGUAAAGAGUUAAUGACGAACCCUAAAUUCGAAUUCUUGCGUAAACAAAUGCAUGCUAACAAUGAUGCUGAGAAGGAUCUAUCUGAUUUGGAAAUUGUGCAGAAAUAUUGGUUUACUUUUGGUGGGGUCAGUGUUUGGUCCGAUGAAUAUCAAUGUUUCUUCGUGUAUUCAAGAGUUAUCUUCUCGAAAAUACCAAGAAGAAACCAUCCUCAUUUUUCAUUGGUAGCUGCUCAGGCUUUUGAUAAAAAUUGGAAUGAAAUUAUUGGAUUGAAAGUACCAUAUGUCGAUCUUAAUAUACCGGCUGAUGUGGAAAAGGAAUUGGAAAAAUUAGAUAAUGAUCUUGGAUUGUAUAAAUGUGAUCAUUUGAAAGCCAUUGGUAAAGAUGCAUCGUUUGAUAAAUGUGUCGAAGAACAAACAAAGAUCAAAUUAAAGGCUGAAAAGAGAAAGGAUGAAAUUAUUUCCAAAUAUUUUAGAAUGUAUCCCUCCGUGUUGGAAAUUGAAUUUAAAUCAGCUGACAAAUCUUAUCUGGGUCCAGAAGAUCCUCACGUUAUCAUGAAAGGUGGUAUAAAUGGUGAUGGUAUCGAGGAACCUUUGGUCUUUUUCAAUAUGUUGGAUCAUUAUAGUGAUUCCAAUAGGAGAAUGUUUACAUUUUCACCACAUAGAAAGACGGAACCAAUGAUUAGGAUGACAAUAAAUGGUAGAAAAGUUAAAAGAAUAGAAAAGAAUUGGGCCCCAUUUUUUGUUAAACAAAGUAAUACGGAAAGUGCAUUCUCCAGAGGUACCGUUCAUUUAAUUUAUUCGUUUUUCCCAUUAGAAAUCUUGAAAUGUUCAUUAAAUGAUGGGAUUUGUGAUACGGUUUUUGAAGCUGAUACAUUAGAAAGUACAAAGGAAAGUGAAUUCCUAAGUAUGCGUGGGUCAACACAAUUUUAUAAACUACCUUCGGAUUUACCCCAAGUGAAAGGCAAACAAAUAUGGGUAGGUUUCCCCAAGUUCCAUUUAAAUGGUUGUGGUUGUGGUUUCAAAUAUUAUAGACCAAUGAUUUCCGUAUUAGUGGAACAUAAUGGUGUAUAUAAUCUGGAGUUGGUCGUACCAAGUUUAGAUUUUGGUAUUAAUGUUCUCUCUUGGGAUUUAAAGGGUCAUUAUUGUUUUGACGUUAAUGUCUUGAACCCAAACUCUAUUAACUAUUGGGAAAUUGUAAAUCAGAAUCCAAAAACACUUGAAUUUGAUGAUUACAUGUCUCUGACAGUCAGUGAAGCCGAUUCAAAUACAGAGAUUGUUGUGGUAAAGGGUUUGUUGAACUAUGUCCUCGGAAUAUACAGAGACAAACCAAUGAAGGAAGAUUUCGAAAUAAACAAAUCAUCAAAUAUGAUUAUCGGGAAGACAGUAGGAUGUGUGGCUAAGGCAACAAGGGAUGACUGUAAGGAAUAUGGUAAAACGCAUCCUGAAUCUGACAAAGAUUCUUAG
Naumovozyma castellii is the source of this 1956-nucleotide messenger RNA. RefSeq lists its product as uncharacterized. The record is from RefSeq and is a predicted model, not a curated record. The transcript has a single exon. NCBI's taxonomy places the organism in Eukaryota, Fungi, Ascomycota, Saccharomycetes, Saccharomycetales, Saccharomycetaceae. The coding region runs from base 1 to 1956 and encodes 651 amino acids.